AUGUCAAGCUACGAUGCAGCUCCGGAUGAGAUCAUCACCCCUUCUCAAUUUAGAGAAUCGAUGAAGUUGGUAAGGCUUCAGAUCGCCAUUCCCAUAUCCGUACUGGUGGCAAUGGGUGCGAAUAUAGUAUGUGCUUUGGCAAUCAAGCCUGGAUUGUCCGGUAUCAACGCCUUGUUUCCUACUCUAUUAUCGCCAAAUGCUACGAUGGUGGGGAUCUACUGGGCUCUAUUGUAUCUACUACAAGUCGGUUUCUGCUUGGUUCUCUUGCUCGUGAGAAAGGAUGUGACCAAGGAAACCCUCAUCCACGGUGUCGGACUUCGAUUCGCAAUUUCAAACUGGCUACAAGCUACAUGGGCCGUAUUCUUUACCCUCCAAUUCUUCUGGGGAGCGGAGAUUGUCCUCCUCAUCAAUGUGCUUAUACUCUUGUCAAUCCAUGUCACCCUACUCUACUACCCGGUCACGCUCAAAAGACCCAUCGACGCUAUCUUCAUUCACGCCCCAAUGACCAUGUUCCUUGCUAUUCUUUUCGAGCUUGAUUGGCUACACAAUGGGUUCGUCGCUUUGGGAUGGUUCAUCAAAGAGGAAACUGCUAGGGAGAAAUACACCUGGCAAGCUGUAGGGGCGGUCGCAGGUGUCAACGUCGUAGCGGCGGUAUGGGCCGGCAUCAAGCGAUUAUACCUCCUCACCACAGCGAGUAUCUACCUCUUGUUCACUUUACUGUUCUCUUCACCCCGAUCGAACCCUACUUUACCUACCACAGCAUUGCCCAAACCCACUCCACUGCUCGUCACACUCAUCAUCUGCCUGGUGCUUCAUCCUAUCGCUCUUGUCGCUGGAGUGGCCUGGCAAAGAACUAGGGAGAGAGAAGGCAGGAUUAGGCUUGAAGAGGAGGUUGAGAGGGCCGAGCAGGACGAAAGGGAGGCUGAGCAGGAGUCUAGGAUCAGGGGUGAGUAG
Messenger RNA from Kwoniella botswanensis, 954 nucleotides. RefSeq lists its product as uncharacterized. The record is from RefSeq and is a predicted model, not a curated record. The coding region runs from base 1 to 954 and encodes 317 amino acids. The transcript is spliced from 8 exons. Lineage: Eukaryota; Fungi; Basidiomycota; Tremellomycetes; Tremellales; Cryptococcaceae.